GCUAAAAUAUCUGGGAUGUUCUCCGCAAGUGCAGAAAUAAAACGCCUAGUCUUUGCCCACAGUUUGACCUUGUCAGCGGGCCGCGGGCACCAGAGCCGGGGAGAGGGUGGCCGGUCGGUCAGGACAGGCCGGGACCAGAGCGCUGUGGGCGGGCAGGAGCUGGCGGAUCAGCCGCUGAGAGAAGUGAUCAGAGGAAGAAAAGAAGGAGGGGGCGGAGUCUUCUCCGCCAGUCGCUGCAGGAUGAACGGCAGCAGCAGCGUCUCCAGAGCUCAGAGCGCCAGGAUCAAAAGUGAACCAGAUGACUGGACGAAGGAGGACUGUCUGACUCUGCUGGAGAGGAUUCGCAGUGUGCUGCCGGACGGAGACGCCAUGAAGUAUAAAACCACAGAGUCGCACUUCGACUGGGAGAAAGUUUGUUUCGGCAGCUUCACCGGAGACAUGUGUCGCCAGAAGUGGCAGAAAGUCUCGUCUGAGGUUCGCAAGUACAGAACGAUGACGGAGCUGAUCGUAGACGCCACGGAGUUCGUGAAGAAUCCGUACAAAGGCAAAAAACUGAAGACUCAUCCAGAUUUCCCUAAGAAGCCUCUGACUCCGUAUUUCCGCUUCUUCAUGGAGAAACGAGCCAAAUACGCCAAAAUCCACCCGGAGAUGAGCAACCUGGACCUGACCAAGAUCCUGUCCAAGAAGUACAAGGAGCUGCCUGAGAAGAAGAAGCAAAAGUACAUCACAGAGUUUCAGAGAGAGAAAGAAGAGUUUGAGAAGAAUAUGGCUCGAUUCAGACAGGAUCAUCCCGAGCUGAUGGAAGAGAGGAAGAAGUCCGACCUGCCGGAGAAACCUAAAACUCCUCAGCAGCUGUGGUACAACCAUGAGAAGAAGGCCUACAUGAAGCUGCACCCAGACGUGAGUCAGAAGGAGCUGAAGGAGGCUCUGAGGAGACAGUGGUCCCAGCUGUCUGACAAGAGGAGACUCAAGUGGAUCAGCAAGGCUCUGGAGCUCCAGAAAGACUACGAGGGCAGCAUGCGAGCGUAUCAUGAAGCUCAUCCAGAUGUGACGUCUGAUGAUCACGUUCGGUCCGUCCUCACCAAAGCAGAGAGACAGCUGAAGGACAAGUUUGACGGACGGCCGACAAAACCACCCCCUAACGGGUACUCGCUGUACUGCGCGGAGCUGAUGGUGAACAUGAAGGACGUCCCCAGCACAGAGCGGAUGGUGCUCUGCAGUAAGCAGUGGAAAAUGAUGACGCAGAAAGAGAAGGACAUGUUUCAGAAACGCUGCGAGCAGAGGAAGAAGCAGUACGACAUCGACCUGCAGAGGUUUCUGGAGAGUCUCCCGGAGGAGGAGCGAGACCGGGUCAUGACCGAGGAGAAACUGGGCGGGGCCAGACUGGGAGGGGGCGCGGCCUCCAGCCCACACAGAGCCAAGUCUCCGUCCAUCAAGGAGCGCCGGGAGGCGGAGGCGGAGCCAGAGCCAUGGACACCCGCUGGAGCGGCAAAGGACAAACGUGACGGGAAGAAGACGGCGAAGCUUCCAGAGACGCCGAAAACAGCCGAGGAGAUGUGGCAGCACAGCGUGAUCGGAGACUACCUGGCCAAAUACAGAAGCGACCGCAGGAAGGCCCAGGCCGGGAUGGAGGCGGCCUGGAAGUCGAUGGAGAAGAAGGAGAAGAUCCCCUGGAUCAAGAAGGCGGCGGAGGACCAGAAGCGUUACGAGGUUCAGUACCAACCUGUGAGGGAGCUGCUAGAGAUGAGGGCGCCGCCUGCAGGUCAGAGUCAGAGGAAACCCAAGUUUGACGGAGAACCAAAGAAGCCUCCAGUGAGCGGGUAUCAGAUGUUCUCGCAGGAGCUGCUGACCAAUGGCGAGCUGAACCACUUCAGCCUGAAGGAGCGGAUGGUGGAGAUCGGGAAGAGGUGGCACAAACUGACCCAGAGUCAGAAAGACAAGUACAAGAAGCUGGUGGAGGAGCAGCAGGUGGAGUACAAGGCCGAACUGGAGGCCUGGGUCAAGUCUCUGUCUCCUCAGGACCGAGCCGUCUACAAGGAAUUUUCCACCUCGAAACGUCGCAGCACCGCUAAAGUUCGUAGCAGCCCGGGAGCUAAAGUCCGUGUGACAGCAAAGGGGAAGGCGGCGAGUUCAAGAGCUGCGACACAGACUGUCGGGGUUGCCAAGAGGGCCAUGGCGUACCGAGCCAAGCAGGACAUGUCUGACUCAGACGAGGAGAAGAGCGACUCGUCUGACUCUGAUGAAGAUGACGAGACGUCGGGCUCCACAGACAGUGACGAUGAGGAUGACGAGAACGACGACGAUGACGACGAGGAUGAUGAGGACGAUGAAGAUCAGAGCUCCUCUGAGGAUUCCAGUGACUCGGACUCGGACUAGCUCCGCACCUUCCACCUCAUUGGAGAGGACAGGCUGUGCAGGCCACGCCUCCUCAGUGCCAAUCAUCCCGGCGGACCAAUGAGAAGUGGUGUCGUCGGCAUACUGCGGACAUGCUGGCCCCUCCCACCUCCCUGUGAAGGGGCGGAGCCUGACGGAGAGUUUUGUUACCUGUGUGUUUGUUUCUGUUUUUUAUCGAGUGUUGGUUUUUAUCUGCCGGACGUUUCAGACAGGUUUGUUUUAUUUCUUGAGCGAUGGCGAGGGCCAGGUUUGUACAGUUUGACAGGCAGGAGGGGCGGAGCCUAUUGGUUGUCGUUAGUUACCGCUGAGGGAGGAGCCAGUGUUCAGCCUCCAAUCAGCCGCCAGCCUGAGAAAAUUAACAAAUAAAUGCACUUUUUUCUCAA
Molecule: messenger RNA, 2777 nt
Organism: Micropterus salmoides (largemouth bass)
Lineage: Eukaryota; Metazoa; Chordata; Actinopteri; Centrarchiformes; Centrarchidae
Gene: ubtfl
Product: upstream binding transcription factor, like
Exons: 20
Coding region: 16-2376 (786 amino acids)
Source: RefSeq, a predicted model, not a curated record